AUGAGCAAGCCCUGGGAGGACCACGAUGGCGCAGACGCUGGCAAGCCUGGUGUGAGUGCCAGGGAUCAGUUGCUCAGAUUGGUACGCAUGCACGCCGCCUGCCUCCAUGCGCUUCAGUUGGAUUCUACAAGAACGGUCACCGACGAGGAGAUCAUGGGAGCCCUGGCCCGUGAGUUCGACAGUUUGGAAAUCCAAAUGAAGGAUCGUCUCGUCCCAGUGGACACCAUAGCUGAAAUUCAACAGCUGUUUCGCCAGGACCGGGCAGAGCAGGCAGCUAUGUCACAUGUACGCCGAGAUGUGAUGUGGAAGACCUUCAUGCGGAUUCCUUUGUGCGCAUCAGCAGUUCUCGCAGUGACAGCUCUGGGGCUUUUCCUUUCCACGUUCCGGUAUUCCCGUGCAAUCUGUGCUCUCCACGAUUUCACAAACGGGACAUGUAAUCAGGAGAACAGCUGUCAUUUACAAGUGGUCGUGCAAGUAGGAAACGAGGCAACCUUGCUCCCAGACUGGCAGCUGCCAAUCGAGGCUUGGGACGAAUCUGGCCUUGUGUGGUACAACGAGCGCGGGCCCUUCAAAUGUUGCAACGACGCCGGCCAGUAUGUACGCGGAGAUGCCAACCUGUCUGGGGCUGGAAGUUCUUGCUGCGACUUUUACGAUGCCCAGUGGCAGGUAUUCUGCGAUAACUUCGGAGCUGAAGAGAGACGCCCGCCAGUUCCGGAAUGCCCAAUGUCUCCUUGGAGUUGUGGGGCGAUAAUCGAAACCAUCGCUAGAGAGCGGAGGGUGAAGGAGCUCUGGCUUUGGCAGGAGCCCCCGAGCCUCGAAGUCUUCGGCGCCUCGCUGAUCUGCUUGGCGGUCUCCGGCUUGGUGCGUUUGUUUCCCCGCUUCACUGACUUCAUGGUGAGGGGCAUCGAAGUUUUUGUAUACAGGGUCUUCCCCGGACUGGUGCGAACUGUCCGCCGGCUUCGGCGAAGAUGCCGGCGGUUGUUGCAGCAUAUCCGAGCGAGCCUGAGCCGCCCGCGCCCUGGUGAGGAGAGUCCGGAGGGCCAGACGGAAGAACCAGCGUCUGAGGGCCAGGGCCCAUCUGGCUUAUCAUCCGAUGAAUCAAGUCGACGGAAGAAGCGAAGGAUCAAAGUAAAGGCCAGUCCUGCAUAUCGGUCGCACAAUGUUGUGCACGUUCGGCAGAAAGAGCUCGUGCAGAGCGAGAUGCCAGGUGUCACCGAACAGAGAUCCUCCGAGCGAGCCGGACCGAUCGCCGUGGCUGCCGUGGCGGGUGGAGGGAAGCAGAAGGCUUCGAAGCCCCAGAAGCACGAGACGCCGACCCCAACGCGAAUCGUGGUGAAGGCCAGAGCAGCCGCUGCCGCGCCUCGGGAUGACCAGGACCAGCCCAUGGAGACGACACUCUUGCCCAGCGCAGUUCCGGCCCUUCCCGGUCAGGCUGAAGAGCCGCCGGCGCAGAACGUGUUGCGCCCCAUCAUCUCCCCUCCCGGUCACAAAGGGCAGGACCGGCAUGGGCCAAGUGCGCAGGCACGCGGAGGCCGGGCAAGGCCACAGGCACGCGGACAGCAAGCACCUCGUGCAGCACGUGGGGCGCAUGGUGCGGCUCCUCGACUCGUCCAACGCGCAGCGCAGAAUGCGAUGCAGAGGUCACAAGGCCAAGUAGAGUGGAUGCAGACGGCUGCCCAGCUGCGUGAAUUGAGCCGCAACCAGGAGCAUGGGACGCAACCUCUGCUCCCGGAAACUGCGGGCGACCUCACCGCGGAAAGAAGCAUGCACCAAGUAGCACUUGCGGCGCCUGCGGCACAUGGGGCGCCUGGGGCCAGGCGUGUGAACCCAGGCAUCCAGCGCCCUCCCCGCGCGACGCAGCUGUAG
This is a messenger RNA of Symbiodinium sp. CCMP2456, 1866 nucleotides long. Lineage: Eukaryota; Dinophyceae; Suessiales; Symbiodiniaceae. The record is from the annotation of a GenBank genome assembly.